AUGCCGGACAAGACAGACGCAGAGCUGAAUACGGAGAAGAUUAAUGCUGCUUUGAAAGUGAUAGAGAGCAAGAAACAUGAAGGUGAUACGGCACAGAGCGCUGUUCCUGAUUUGACGGUAUAUACCAUGGAAGAUGGUACACAGGUGAAUACUAAGGAAAGGGUUAUGAAGAGUGUAACUCCCAUAAACGGACAUAUACCUUCUGAUGAGGAAGUCUUUGAUAGAAAAACAGGACUUCCCAACCACCAGUUCUUGAGAGACCAUUUUAAAGGGGAAGGUAGAAUUACAGAGGACCAAGCUUUAAAAAUUUUGUCCAUGGCUACAGAAUGCAUGAAGAAAGAACCAAAUUUGCUUACUGUUCCUGCUCCUGUUACAGUUUGUGGUGAUAUCCAUGGUCAAUACUUUGACUUGCUGAAACUAUUUGAGAUUGGUGGAGAUCCUGAGACUACACCUUACCUAUUUUUGGGUGACUAUGUGGACAGAGGGUCAUUCUCAUUUGAAUGUUUGAUAUAUCUAUACGCAUUAAAAUUGAAUUACAAUGCACACUUUUGGAUGCUGAGAGGUAAUCAUGAAUGUAUGCAUUUAACCUCAUAUUUCACUUUCAAAAACGAAUGUCUACACAAGUACUCGCUAAAAAUUUACGAGGCAUGUUGUGAGUCCUUUAAUGCUUUACCAUUAGCUGCGUUGAUGAAUGAACAGUAUUUCUGUGUACAUGGUGGUAUAUCGCCAGACCUAAAAACUCCAGAGGAUGUCAACAAGAUCAAUAGAUUCAGAGAAAUACCUUCUAGAGGACUGAUGUGUGAUUUAGUUUGGGCUGAUCCUAUUGAGAAGUACGACGAGGUUGCAGAUGAUUUAACGCAGGGUAAAUUUGUCAUAAAUCAAGUUAGGGGUUGUUCCUUCGCAUUCACUUACCAGGCAUCUUGUGAGUUUCUACAAAGGUCUGGCUUACUGUCAAUAAUAAGAGCCCACGAAGCUCAGGAUGCAGGCUACAGAAUGUAUAAGAAUACGAAAACUCUAGGAUUUCCAAGUUUACUAACGUUGUUCUCUGCUCCUAAUUAUUUAGAUACCUACAACAAUAAGGCUGCAAUACUAAAGUAUGAGAAUAACGUUAUGAAUAUUCGUCAAUUCAAUAUGUCACCUCAUCCAUAUUGGCUGCCUGAUUUUAUGGAUGUUUUCACCUGGUCGCUACCUUUUGUUGGUGAAAAAGUUACUGAAAUGCUGGUUGCUAUAUUAAACAUCUGCACUGAAGACGAAUUGGAAGAAGACACACCUUAUAUCGCAGGAGAAGUUGGAAAAAUUGAUUCCACACAUUCCGCUACAACAUCCACAACCUCCCCACAGGCCUCGGCAACUGUCAGCGCUGACGCUAUUGCUAGUGCAACUAGCGAAGGACACCAACAUACAUCAUCUAUAUUGGACGACGAACAUAGAAGAAAAACUUUAAGGAAUAAAAUUCUAGCAAUUGCUAAGGUCUCUCGGAUGUACUCUGUUCUUCGAGAAGAAAGUGAUAAAGUUCAAUAUCUGAAAAGUAUGAAUUCUGGUAUUCUUCCAAGAGGUGCCCUAGCACACGGGUCCCAAGGUCUAAACGAAACUUUGUCGACUUUCGAAAGGGCCAGGAAGCAAGAUCUGAUCAAUGAAAAACUACCUCCAUCGCUAGAUGAAGUGAAGAAGAAAAAACAAGAGUACUAUCACAGCAUAUUAAGACAAGCUCAAAGCGAUCAUCGCUAG
This is a messenger RNA of Nakaseomyces glabratus, 1728 nucleotides long. It is a transcript of the gene CMP2, whose product is annotated as calcineurin catalytic subunit A. Lineage: Eukaryota; Fungi; Ascomycota; Saccharomycetes; Saccharomycetales; Saccharomycetaceae. Gene Ontology annotation, cellular component: calcineurin complex; cytoplasm. The record is from RefSeq and is a predicted model, not a curated record. Gene Ontology annotation, biological process: calcineurin-mediated signaling; fungal-type cell wall organization. Gene Ontology annotation, molecular function: calmodulin binding; calmodulin-dependent protein phosphatase activity.